UUCAUAUUCUUAAAAACUAGUACCGUAUAUUAUUUUCAGAAUAUUGGGUAGUUUUUUAGCCAUAUGAAAUAAAAUUUUCAUCCAGUGCGCUGUUGAUGUGUUUAUGUGCCUUGAGGUGCUUCAAGGCAGUUUUCUGGACUCUGAUUUCACCUUGAUAUUUAAAUUUAAAUAUCUCCGUUAUGUUUUAUAUUUUGUGUUUCUUGUGUGUUGUGCAAACUAACUAUUGCAAAAACCAUCUUCAGAUGUUUUUUUUCAGUUUUACCUAUUUUUAAUUUUGGCCAUUUAUUUUCACAUUCUCAUCAAAAUCUGUGGUUUCUUAUCUUUUUCAAUCAUUUAAAAAAAAGCAUUUAUACUACACUGUUGUACCUUUUCUAAGUCAAGAAUCAGAUCAUAUUUAUUUAUAAAACCCAACUUCAGUCUUGUCUGCAAACACAUAAAAUCUGACCUUAAAAAUCUAAUCUCACUAAAUCCAUUGACAUUUUGUGCUUGCAAUCUCCAAUAACUUUUUACAUUUCAGGAUGUAUGCUGGAUGAAUACACUGUUAUAUUUUCUCCGAUGACAAUUAAAUUGCAGCGACAAGCAGAGAAUAAUGUACAUUCUUUCAAAGUUGCUGUCACGCUGUUUCUUUUCUUGGCUGAAACCUGAACAUGCUUUUCAUGAGGGUCCAAAAUCUAAAGUUUUAGUGCAUUUUGUGAAACAUCACACAUUUGAAGCAUGCAUGUCAUUUUAGCACGUGCCCCUAUUUUGUGUUGCGUAGAACUUUUAGCAUGUGACUGAAUUCUCCCAUCAACAAUUUUUGUCUCACUUAAUAAAUGCUAGUGUUGUAGUACCCAAGACCAGUCAUUGUCUCAACUUGGUCUCGGGUUAGGUGGUCUUGACUACAACACUAAUGGACGCCUGUCCAUCUUUGACUGAAAGUUCAACACAAUCUAUGAGGUCAAUUAACUAGCAACUUAUUAAAAUAAAAAAAUAAAAUAAAAAUAAAAGCAAAUGGUUUGUGUUUUAGUCAUGGUAUAGCCACUCCAAAUAUUCAGCAUCCUUGUCCAAAUGAUAUUCACAGCAACAAGCCGUUCUGCUCAAAGAAUCUUAUACAAGUUGUCAUUUUUCUCAUCUUCAUUGUUUUAGCAAUGUCACUGUUCCUGUCUCUGCAGAAUUUUAAAGUUUAAUCUUAGUCUUUCUGUUCCAUGUUCAUUUUUGCUGUCACCUUAUUGUGUCAAUUCUGGUCACAAACACAUCUCAACACAGCUGGUGGUCCAACAGAUUCCUACUUCUUCAGUCUUUGAAAAACAUCUCUGGUUCUUCAAAUGUGAGAGAAUUAUAUUUUUUGUUACCAAGGCAAAGUUGCAGUUCAAGAUUUAUUGGUUUAUUUAAUUUUUGGUUGGAGGAAAUAUAUAUUUUUUCUUUUCAUUCUUAUCGCAUUAGAAUGAAACGCGAUAAAUGUAGCUCAUAUCUUAUUAUGAGCUACAUUUCUUAUUUAAUAAUAAGAAAUGAGCUAAAUGCAGGAUUUUUAUUCUGCUAUAAAUUGAAAGUAAAUAUUUGAGGUCCCAGUUGAGCAGCUGUGGGCAAAAGAUGAGCCAGUGCUGCUUGAAUAUUUCAUUUUCUUUUUUGCUUUUUGGUGGAACAGUUUGUAGCUUUUCUCUUGCUCUAGUUUAAUGCCUUAGGGCAGCUUGUUCUUUGUUGUUUUGAAUUAAUUUUUAGGCAAACUGAAGUGAGAGUUACUUCAAAAACAUUGCUUGAAAAACUGCUUAGAAAACAAAGCUCUUAAUAUAUUUCAGGUUUCCUUAAAAAAAACAAAAAAACAUAUAUAUUUCAUAUAUUUUGUUUUCAGUAAAUCUUCCUGAACUAUGUGACGGUUAAAUGAAGAUAACAGAUGAUUUAUAAAUAAAAAUGGACUCUCAUCACAUGAGGAGUCCAGAAUUGGUCUGCAGGAUUUCCAAGAUUGUUUGAAAAGUAGAUCUUAGCAGAAUCUCUUGUGAGUGUGAAGGCAGUCAUUAUGCUACUGAACUGCUUACCACUCACCAAAUACAUUUUUACUGCUGGUUUCCCACAUCAGGUAUCACAUCUGGAAUCGGAUGUUUGUUUACAAGCUAUGUAUGCAGUUUUCCCUUAACGUUAAAACUAGUUGUUUCUUUACAAACUAAGACAUAACUUUUUUGUCACUCUCUCUGAUAUUAAAUCUAAAAUAAAUACUUCGGGUCAAUUAGAGCUAUGGGAAUUAUUUCUAACCAGUCAAAAAGUUUAUAUGCAUUCUUUUAAUAUUUGGUAGCAAUGCAUUUAAACUGUGUGGCUUCUCAUGACAGUUUGCUUGAAUUUUGGCCCGUUCCUUAUCAUGAUUUGACCCCUUUAUUCCAAAUUAGGGAUAGCGUUUUGAUGAUAACGCCCCCUAUUUUCCUUUAACUGUAGCAAAGGUCAAUAUGACCAAACACAUAUUUGAGUUUUUUUCUUUUUUUUAGGUCACAGAACAUGUCUACAAAAUUUAGAAUCUUUGUUCCUGAAUUGUCAGAUUGCAACCUGCUUUGUUACUUUACUGGCUUUAUUGUGCCAAUUUGGAGAAAUGUCUUCUUCAUCCCAAAGUGGCCCUUUAUCUCAUCUUUAGACAAGACUUAUUGUGACAAACAACAUUGUUACCAGCUUCACCCAGCAACUUUGCAAAGUAGUUUGUUUUUUCUGGAACUGAAAUGCAAAUUUCAACUUUUUCCUCCCUGGGACACAGAACUUUCCCUAAAUGGUAUAAUGGUUGAACAUUGUCAUGGUGUUUAUACUUAUAUAUAAUUGUUUGAACAGAUGACCAUCAGAACUUCCAGCAUCUGACAUUUAUACCCAGAGGAGAGGUUGUUGCUUUAAAAUAUAUCAAAAAAGGUGAGCCAUGAUUUAACUAAAUUUUAACAAAUCAGUUAACUCAUUUAUUUAGUAAUGUUCAUGUAACUAAUAAGUUAAUUAUUGGUACUAAAUAUUUCAAUUACCAGAAGCUUACAAAGUUAUGCCAACAUUGUCUGAGUUUUGCCAAACUGUUUGUAAGGUAUACGCUUAGUGUAACUAAACUUCUGACUGAAGAAAGUAACAAAGAAUUAUUCCUGUCAUUUUUCCGGUGGUUAGCAACAGAAGUAGUGUUGUUAAGGCUGGCUGACCUAAAACUAUAAAUCUUUAUCCUGAUUUAAUGUCAAAGGGUGAGAAAGAUGUGUCUUUUAUCCAGUAUAAGUAAAUAUUCUUUUUCAACUAUAUAUAGAAUGUGGAACGUUUCUGCACCUCAACCAUCAGUUGCAGCCUUGCUUGGAAAGAAGGACGAUUGUCAAUGCUACAAUUAUUUUCAUUAUUUUAUUAGCAGCGUUAUGUUGCAGAUUGUUUCUUUGACAUCCUGUGCAAUAAUUAUUACCUAGUGCAGGUCCCUAUGUGCUUAUCUUGGCUCGGUCAGCCAAGAACUGCUGACCAAAAUACCAUGUCUGCAUGUCUUUCACUGAUUGCUAUGAGCUGAAUACACUAAUCUGCUCCUUGACCUUGUUCUCCUUUUCCUCCUUCUGUUCCCUGUCAUUGUCUUCAUCCGUCCAACUCAUCAUUAAAUUUGAUGCCGUUGUAGCUACAUGUUGCAUUUGAAGUGCUGUCUAAAAAACUCAUCAGUUACAUCAGUCUUCUUUCAAACAUUCUAGGCAUAAUUUUUAAGGUUUUGCUCCUCUUCCUGGAGGAAUCUCCUUUACUCAUAGUACACAUGCUAAUCAUUGCCUGAUUAUGAUUAGCGCAUCUUUUCUUUAGAAUUGACAAGUAAUUAAUUCAAAACAAUGCUCCGGUGUGUUACAGAAGAGAUCUCUAAGAACAUAAAGAGAAUAUCCAUAAUCUGGGAGAUUUUAGUGUCAUAAAGUGGUUCUAUUCAAGUGUGUAGAAUAUGGACUUAAUUUGAAGAGUUACUGCAUAUUAAAAGUGGAGACAACUUUGUAUAGACUUAUAAAGUCAAAUCUGCUGGACAAUUUUCACUAAAUCCUGGCAAAGGAAAGUAAAUCUCUAAAAUGUUUUUAACCUACAGAGUUUCAGAUCAAAUAUAGUAACCCAGCUGUUAAGAAAGAAGUACAGUCUAAAGUUGAUGCGCUAAAAUUAUGAAAUAUCAUAUCUGAUCAUAAAGAAAUACUGAAACAUGUCAAAUUAGCUUCAUAAUAAUAACUAUAUACCUCUUAAUGUAGUUCCUUUUUCCUCAUUACUUGCCUUUACAACAUUAUAUUAAAAUAAAGUGUUGCCCAAAAAAGCUGAAAGACUAUUUUAUGGUUUGACUUUUCAUUAAAAUUUGAAGAACAUAUUCCCAUCCAAAUGUCAUGUCUUUUCUACUUUUUCCAUUAAAGCAUUCAUUGUUCAUUGUUGUCCAUGAUGUCCUCUGUUGAUUCUUGUUAGUAUAACUGAGUUAUUGGUACGUGAGCUAAAAGUGUCUGCGGUGUGGCAGCAUGUUGAUAUCAGCUCUUCUCAUGUUGGUUUUGAUUGCAGAUAAACUUGGGGUAAGCAGUAUAGCUAUGUGAAAAUCUGAAUCUUAUUCAUCACCUUCAGGCUGACUGGUAAGGUGUCAGAGGUCAUUUACAAUUUCCUAUUGGUAAUAAAUAAUUGAUGUGCCAUUUUGCAUGAUAUUGUAAGUUUUAGUUGUAGAUGAGAGCAAUGGAAAGAGGAGAGGGGAGAAAAUGUAAUGUAUUCCGCCAGUCAUGCCUCUUUUCUGCAUGUCUACUGGCAUUAAUGAUUGCUAUAUAAAUUUAUUCACACAUUUUAUGUUCUUCUGUCUUCCUAGUUUCUUUUUUUUUAUCUGCAAAUGAGACAGCAGAUGUCACAUAAAACUAAUGUCAUAGAAGUAUUCUUAAAUCUUUGUCAGUGUUGUUAUUUUGAAAAACAUGAAUGGAGUCCUUAAAGUUAUUCUACUGAACUACUUAAUUUGCCCCAGUUCAGGAAAAAAAAAACAUUCUGCACAAUCAGUUUUCCAUGUUUCAUCCAUCUUUUUAAAAAAAUAAAUAGAUGCUCUUGCCAUGUGGAUGAGACACUUUUUGGUGUUGCUCAUAAAUGACCCAUGAUUGCCCACAAACAGGUGUGAAGAACAGUUUCCACACCACAGCACCUGCCAUCUGACUUUUCGUUGGGGGGAGGAACCAUUCAGUCCCAACUCCGCUACUCAGAUGGAAUUAAAUCAAGGUUUCCCCUGCGACUGCCAUGAAAACACGGAGUAGAGCACAGAUGAAACCACUUUACAGGUUUCUUUCAGGCAUCUGGUGAUAAAUGAGACGUCCCUGCCUUCGUAAGUGACAUUGAAUGGACAUUUUGCAAUAAGAAAGAAAUCCGCUAAGGAAAUGGUUGGUGAACAAAAUCUGAUGAUUUUAUGCUUUUGCUGAUUUCACCGACUGUGGUGAGCUACUGGAGGCUUAUUAAAAAUCAAAUGUUCUAAUUAGUGAACUCAAUAUAGGAUGCGCUGACAGUAGUUAUGAGUGUAAAAGCUCUUCCUGACGGAAAAAGAUUCUAGGUUAGCAAUUUCCAGAAUCAGUGAAGUGUUUGAAAAUGAAGAUAAAGGAGGCACAAAAGUUGCAAGAAGCCUUUAGAAAGGAAGCUUUUCUGUAGAGGGUUGUUGGCUAUUCCCCCAGGCUGCUGCUUUUAAGGAAGUGAGACUUCAUCAGUUAAGGAUGAACACAUUGCAGCAAAGUUUAUCUGUUUUUUUCCCCCUUUGGUAAUGCCAAUUUUGUCUGCCUUGGAACGUCUAGAAUUUAUAAGUCUUACUGUUAUGGUGUACUCUUUAUUUAGGGAAUACAUACUUAACAAUGCUAUUUGUCUUUGUUUUGAAAUAAUUUGGAAAUUCUGAUUAACUGCAGAACUGUGCAACUAUGAAUACUCUCCCUAACACACACUUUGUGACUUCAGCUGUGGUUCUAAUUUAAUGACCUAUAAUUAAUGAGUGAUUUAAUGGGAUAAAUGAAACAAAAUGUAAUUCUAUUUAGUCGUGUUUAAUUUGUACAGAUAUCUUUGUCCCUUAACAUGGAGGACUUUUUUGUUAGAUUUUUUGUGAUGAAGAUCCUUUAUUAUCUAUAAUGUAAAAAACAAGUUUUAUUGUUAUGUAUAGUUCUUGGAGAGAAAUUGUAAUAGGCCGGUAAAAGGUUUACAAAAUCCAAGAUUUGAAAUUUGCCUCAGAAUUUCUGAACACUGCAUCUCUAUUGUUUUCCCAUUUCCCCAUUUUUUCCCCCCAUCUUUCUUUUUGGCUGUUUCGGUUCAUUGUUUCAGUUUCUGACAUUUUGCUUUAUGAUUUAACUUCCAUCCAUCCCCUUUAAAACGUUUCUCUCAGCUACACCUUGUGACUUGAGGAGAUGAUGCAAUAUGGUGUUAAAAAUGUCUAGAUUUUCAGUAUAUUUUGCAACCAGUGGUCAUCUUAAUUAUUGUCAUGUUAAAAGAACCAGAGAAAAAAUAACAAGUAACUAACAACAUUUUAAUGGAGAAUAUUUUAAAGAAAUUCAUAGAUAUGUACCAAAAUUUUACUCAGAAAUACAAUAUCUAUUAUUUUACCCCCACUUUUAAUCAUCCAAGAAUAAACUAGCCAAACUCUACAAUAUCUUAUAUGACUUUAGACGUUAUAUGUCAUUUGUAUUGUUGUUCUUUGAGUGAUUUCCUAUUCAGCGCUCUCUGUGUUUCUCUGUAAUGCGAGACAAAAGAAUAAUCCAUUACUGAUGUUAUAGAAACUUUUGCUUUUCAUCUCUGUUGUGUAAAAAGAGCUCAGUGUUUGUAUUUGCUAAGAAAGACUCUUGAAUGAACUCUGAGUCAUGUGAGGUCUCAUGGUAAUUACUUUUCUCCUCCUCUCUUUGUUUUAGCCACUUUCCUCUUUAUCAUGUUCACUGGAGCGAAGUCAUGACUUUACUCAACGAGACCGAAGAGACCACCUCUCUCUCCGCUCCCCUCUCCUCCCUUAGGAACAAUUUCUCAGCCUUUUUCACACCUGACGCCUCUUAUUCCCCUGUAUCCUAUCCCACUUCCUCCUCCUCUUCCUUCCUGCUGACAUCCUCCAACUGCACCGACUCUUCACCAUCUUCCUCACCACCGUACAACUUCUAUGCUGUGCUGCUAGUCCUUCUAAUCUUUUGUGUGGUGUUCGGCAAUGUGCUGGUGUGUGUGGCUGUGUCUCGGGAGCGUGCCUUGCAGACCACCACCAACUACCUCAUUGUCUCCCUGGCCGUGUCCGAUCUGCUGCUGGCAACCCUGGUCAUGCCUUGGGGUGUUUACCUGGAGGUGGUUGGGGAGUGGCGCUUCAGUCUAAUUCACUGUGACAUCCUGCUCACUCUGGACGUCAUGAUGUGCACCGCCAGCAUCCUCAACCUGUGCGCCAUCAGCAUUGACAGAUACACAGCAGUAGCCAUGCCGCUGCUGUACAACACCAGAUACAGCUCCAGGAGGAGGGUGGCUGUGAUGAUUGCCGUGGUGUGGUUUCUCUCUUUUGCCAUCUCCUGCCCUUUGUUGUUUGGACUGAACAAUACAGACAGCCGGGAAGGCACAACAUGCAGCUUCGCAGACCCGGCGUUCGUGGUCUACUCCUCCGUCGCAUCUUUCUAUGUACCAUUUAUCGUAACAUUGUUGGUGUAUGCCCAGAUCUGCGUGGUGUUGCGUAAACGUGGGAGACGCACUGCCCCACCGCGCAAACACGGUGGUCCUGGAGCAGCAGAGAGUCGACAGCGGAAGAAUAAGUGCACACAACCAGAAGAUGUGAAACUGUGUACCCUGAUCCUAAGGCCUGCCACUGCAGGUCCUCAACGAAAGAAAGUGAGCCUCGUGAAGGAGUCUGUGGUUCAUCCCCUCGAAGUGGAGCCGGGUCGUUUCCUACCACAGACGGAGCAGAAUCUACCGCCUCCCAACGCUCCACAGCCUUCCAAUCAUUCACUGCAGUCUAAAAUCUCACUCUCCAUCGCAGUAGGACCGGCUCCGGCUCUUCCCUCAACCGUGGCGCGAUCCGCUUUAACGCCCCGUCCCCCCACCCUCGAGGAUGGCAUGAGGGGCCGAGAGGGGUGGAGGGAGCGCAGCGGAGGCAAAGAGAAAUGGGGCACCACCAAGGAGAGGGUGAGAGGGAGGCUCUCACAGCAGAAGGAGCGGAAGGCAACACAGAUGCUGGCUAUUGUGCUGGGUGUGUUCAUCAUCUGCUGGCUGCCUUUCUUCCUGACCCAUGUGCUAAAGGCCCACUGCAGGAGCUGCUGCAUCUCACCUUCUCUGUACAGUGCCGUCACCUGGCUUGGAUAUCUCAACAGUGCUGUAAAUCCUGUCAUCUACACAACUUUCAACAUUGAAUUUCGCAAAGCCUUCAUCAAGAUCCUGCACUGCUAGCCCAGACUAAAAAUGCAUCAGUUGUCAAAAUAAAUAAAUAAGAAAACAAGUUGUGGGACUUGUUAAGAGAUUGCAAAAAUAAAAAUACUCUGUGACAGUUUGAUUCUGAGAGGAACUGAGACUAUAAUCUGUGUGACUUGGAGUCAUAGAGAUAAAGAUUUAUUUUGGAAAGCUUGAGGAAAAAAAAAUUUAACCAGCGCCUCAGUCAAGACUAAGCCACAGAGAGAAAAUAAUGUUUAUGAAGCCAACGACAGCAGGCACAAAAUAUCCUUCAAAAAAUAGUUUGUGACAAGUGGAAGACAGCGACAAGAAAAAUAAGAAAGGUGGAGAAAUGUACAGUAAAGGAGACAAAUACUGUGCAAUGUGUCUAUAUUCUGUAAAGGGAAUACGUUCAGACAGGUGAUCAUACUUCAUCAUUCUGACUCAGACUCCACAUUUGUGGAUUUCAGCGCAACACUACUGUUUCCUGAGUACUCAAACCUUUGAUUUGUAUUUGACCGAUUCUGCUACAUUAACUUGUGAUCUCAGCAAACCUUCUCUCAACGUGUUUGCAUGUGCUGGUAUUUCUCACAUGACAGGAGCAAAUAAAAUGCACAAGAAAAGGAAAGGAAAUACCGGUACUCCAAAUUUGUUUUUGUUUAAUUUUGUAUUGGUGACAUGUUUUUGGAAACCUACUUUCGUUUACUAAAUAUGUGCUGUCAGUAAUUGUUUUUAACCCCAACCCUACUUCAGUGCAUAAAUUGUGCCAUCUAUAAUUUACUGUUUCAAUAGAUUUUGUGUUGAACAUUGUGUAAAUAAAUAUUAUCAAUCAAUAAAUAUUAUCAAAUAAAAAUAAUAAUUUCAUCUCUUUCAGAUUUGCUAUAGAGGGGGGAAAAAAACCCUCAGCCAAAAUGAACCAAGUUAUUCUUUGUGCUAUUUCCUUCCAUAUGUACUUGGGAGGUUUCUGUACUUCCACCAUCAGUUUCAACAUCACUGUGGAGGAGAAAACAUCCUCAUUGCUUUCAUCUGCUUAACAGCACCACCAGGUGAUGUAAUUUUAUACCAUUGUGGGUAUAUUUUUUUUUAAAAAUCAUUUUAACUUUUAGUGAUUUGAAUGUGUACACCUAUUUUGGUGAUGGCAGCGGAUGUGAAUCACUCACACAAAAUCUGUGUAUGCGGGUUUCUUACCGAUCACUAUUAGUUUAUCACACCGCGGCUCUGAAAUUAUUAAGUUGUUUCCAUGAGUUUUGCUGCAAUAAUUGUAAAAUUUUGCUUGGCACCAUAAAACCUCUGCUUGUGCUUUUUCCUUCCCCCUUUAAAGAGGGCCAUAACAGAUGACUUUGUACAUUUCACCGUUUAUGUGUACAUGCAUACAUAAAACAUCAUUAAGUCUCUUUGCCAUGCACAGAACAUCUUAGCAACUAAAAAAUACAAGUUUAUGGGUUUAUUCAAAUGUGCAUCCAUUAAAAACAGACAAAAUGAGUUUUUAUUGUUUUGGAAGAUAAUGUCUAACUUUAUAAGUUAGCUUAUUAGCAAUUCUGAAUAAAUUGUAAAGGGAAAUUUUCAAGUUGAACUAUUGAGGAAAUGAAUAUAGAACUCAUUUUGUCUUUGGUGGUUGUCUUGACUAAACUCAUUGACUUCAAAGGCAUUCAUUUAAAUCCACAUUUGUUUGCUAGAUAAUUUCCUUUUCCUUUGAUAUUAUAAUCCCCUCUUCUACCUAAUCCAAACGUGUUAAAUAACUUUAAGAAAUAUGAAAUAAUUUUAUACUCUGG
Xiphophorus maculatus (southern platyfish) is the source of this 10055-nucleotide messenger RNA. It is a transcript of the gene drd2l, whose product is annotated as D(2) dopamine receptor-like. Gene Ontology annotation, biological process: adenylate cyclase-activating adrenergic receptor signaling pathway. The transcript is spliced from 8 exons. The record is from RefSeq and is a predicted model, not a curated record. The coding region runs from base 6844 to 8304 and encodes 486 amino acids. Gene Ontology annotation, molecular function: G protein-coupled receptor activity; dopamine neurotransmitter receptor activity, coupled via Gi/Go. Gene Ontology annotation, cellular component: glutamatergic synapse; presynaptic membrane. Lineage: Eukaryota; Metazoa; Chordata; Actinopteri; Cyprinodontiformes; Poeciliidae.